AUGUCGAGCCUGCGUUGCGCCCUGCGACUGCAGACAGUCGAGAGAAAUCGCUCAUCGCGGUAGCAUUAUUUUCGCAACUUGGCAUCCGCGAAAACUUAUUGACGGCACCUUGGUUUUUCACCGAGGUGUUUGGGUUCAACGCGAUUCAGGGACGCCGAGGAUAUUUCGAUAGGUACAUCACUGAUAAACGGUGACCAGAAACGUCACCAUGGAAGAAAAGAAUGGGGAAACUAUCAACAUGCAGUUGAUGGCUGGGCAGAGCUCCUUCAAUGGGGAAAAACAGUCAUCAGAUGGGAAUUUCCUGAAAAGUGGAGGCGGAGGAUCGCCAGUAUCGGAUUCGGAUGAAUCGUAUGAUCCACACAAACAUCGGAACAGGGCUAAUCCCACUUCGAACUCAGAGACGUUGAUCCAUCUUCUGAAGGGCAGUCUGGGGACUGGGAUUCUGGCAAUGCCGAAUGCGUUUUACAACAGUGGACUGGUCACCGGCAUCAUAGCCACGAUUCUCAUCGGCAUUUUAUGCACCUACUGUUUACACGUUCUCGUCAAAGCGCAGUACAAAUUGUGCAAGAGAAUGAGGGUCCCGAUUUUGAGUUAUCCGAUGAGCAUGAAGUACGCUUUGGAACAGGGACCAGGAUGGUGUAAAAUAUUCGCACCCUCUGCGCCAGGUCUCGUUGAUGGGUUUCUAAUAGCAUAUCAAUUGGGAAUUUGCUGUGUCUACAUCGUCUUUGUGGCGGAGAAUAUAAAACAGGUAGCCGACCAGUACUGGCCUCCAAUAGAUGCGAAAUUGCACAUGCUGAUUCUGCUCGUGCCAUUGACAUUGAUAAACUACAUUAGAAACUUAAAACUACUUGCGCCGUUCUCGUCCCUGGCGAAUGUCAUCACUUUCGUUGGCUUGUCGAUGAUCUUGUAUUACGUUUUCGACGAUCUUCCGUCCGUUAGCGAAAGGGAAUUGUACGGCUCGUUGAGAAGCUUUUCCCUGUACUUUGGCACCACGUUAUUUGCCUUGGAAGCUGUUGGAGUGAUCAUAGCGUUGGAAAACAAUAUGAAGACUCCGCAGAACUUCGGUGGUUAUUUUGGCGUACUGAACAUCGGGAUGACCGUCAUCGUGAUAUUAUACAUCUUGGUUGGAGUUUUCGGUUACAUCAAAUACGGGGCGGCAGCCGAAGGGAGCAUUACUUUGAAUCUACCUAAAGGGGACGUGAUGGCACAGGUCAUAAAAAUAAUGUUCGCCAUCGCGAUAUUCAUAACUUACGCCCUCCAAGGCUACGUACCCGUCGAGAUCAUCUGGAACACCUACCUGGACCGCAAGAUUCCUAAGAAUAAACUUUUCUGGGAGUACGUCCUGAGGACAGUCGUCACCAUUGCUACCUUUAUACUGGCGAUCGCUGUGCCACGUCUGGGUCUCUUCAUCUCGCUAUUUGGAGCACUGUGUCUUUCGGCACUGGGACUCGCCUUUCCUGCCAUAAUUGAGAUAUGCGUUAUGUGGCCUGACAUGGGACCCGGGAUGUCAUACUUGAUCAAGAACAUCUUCCUAAUAUUAUUUGGAAUUGUGGGCCUCGUGGUUGGAACCUAUGUGAGCCUUGUGGACAUCGUGAAUUCCUUCGCAACCCCAGUGAACAGUACAAUAACAGCAAAUUCGUCACACUUAGAGCAAUAAGGACUGCAAUAUGUAUGUGCUAUUAUAGUAAAAUCAACAUCAGUCGAGUUGAUAAUCGUGACUACGUGUAGCUGUGGUCGACUCUCGAUAAGUGCCCGCUUUUGGGGCUGUAGGAGAGAAAAUUUCUGGCGCUCAGUGGAACGAUGUCGACAAAAAUGCCACGCUAUGAAUAUAUAUGUUUCACGUUUCAUUAGCCACUGUUUGUAUAGGACGGCCAUGAAUAGUAACGCGGAUUUAUGCGCAUAAAAAGCGCUUCGGAGAUUCUUCAUUUGUCAAAAUAGCGAAAUUUUCGCGAUUAAAAUUUCAUCAUGGUCAGAUAUCCAUAUCAGCGUCGCUUUUUAGAAUACGCUUUACAUUAUAAUAUGAAUCAUUAGAUGUGAUAUGUAUACAUUAGAUAAGGAUUGGUAUGGAUUGGAAGUUCUCUGCCGGUUAAAAGGGUCGAUAAUAAAAUGUUAAAAAUUUGCGCAACUUGGAGUGCGUUCAACGUUCUACUGAGGAUAAAUUUUGAGAAAAGACUUUUGAAUUGUUCAUAUUAACGCUGUAAUUCAGACCAAAGUAUAUACUACAAAACACAAUGACCAAAGGAAUUUAUGUUUUAUAGUUUAUGACGCAAUAUGUAACAUAGAGGAAAGUGGCAUAUAUUGCUGUGCUGGAAUGAAAUUUGAAGAAUGUGAAUGUGCGUAAUCGAACUUCACUUCGAAGUGGAUCUAGAGAUGAAGUACGACUUGACUAUUCCGCGUAUAUCGCACGACUUUCCUUUAUGGCUGAUAUUAUAUCAUAUAUAUGCAUAAUUGCAUGAAUAAUGUAUAUUUUUGUCACGCCGUGCCAAUAUAACUUCGGUAAUUUUGAGAUUGUGUUAAAUGUUUGCAAAAAUUGUUUAUGAGCCUACAAGACUCGACAUAUGAAAGUAUAGGUAUAUAUAAUAUAUUGAGUAAUUAUAACAUUCUAUAUAAGGUGGAACAGUGGGAGCAAAGCUAAAAUUGAAAGUUGCUGAUUGCUUAUAUGUAUAAUAUAGGGACAUAAACAGAUCAGAAAUAACUUUUUUUUUUAAUCAAAGGACUUAAAUAGUCUGACUAUUGCCAAUGAAUUUGGAUGGAUCGAAAAUUGGCGAAUCGGGGACCGAAAAUUUGAUGAAAAGACAGCUUCUCUGAUUGCUGUAUCCAAAGAUGCGAUCUAAGUGCAAUCGUAGAAGCAUGUAGUUCUAAAUAUUGACGGUUAAAAGUGAUCACGGAAGAAUCUAUCAUGUAGAAAAAGUAUUUAAAAAACUAGGAUCUGCACUGCAGGUCACAGUCUGAAAAAUUUCGUGACUGGAUGUAGACUGCCACAAUAAUUCUUAUUUUUCCGGGUUAUUUUCGCUAUUGUUUAUACAAGAAUUCAAAUUGAUAAUUAGGUGACAUUUUAUUUUUAAUCAUAUAACCACUUUUCUCACAAACUAAACGUAAUAAUAGCGCUUAUUCUUGAGAGUUGAACAUAGGGUAGAGGGUAGACACAAAAACGAAAGUUUUUUCUAAUAGGGUAUAUAAAAAAAGUUGACUAGUUUUAGGACUGAAUAGAGAUUGUUAUUAUCAUUAUACGACUAGACAAAAAGAGCUUUAAUUAGGUAGAAAAUUUAUAUUGAGAAUGUAUCGUUGGUACGAGAUGAUCAUGUGUCGUUGGAAACAUGUUUUCAUUCCGUAUGGAAUAUUGCCAAGUGGCGAAUGAUGAGUGGACGGAGAAGGCUUUGAAAAUUGGCUUUAAGGAAUAUUGUUACUGCUAUUGUUAUUACUACACUGGCCUGCGCUACGGAUUAGAUGGUGAAGAAUUUGCAUCGAGACUAUUGGAACUAUGGAAUGAUCAAUGGCAACAAGAAGCAGCGUGAUAUUGUAAAUAUGAUGACAUCGUUGCGAAUUUUAGAACUUAGUCAUUCGACAAACAAGAAGGAAAGAAGGUUUUUCAGUAUUAGUCAAGCACAAGUUAUUAUAAAAAAGAAA
This is a messenger RNA of Diprion similis, 3627 nucleotides long. Its product is annotated as proton-coupled amino acid transporter-like protein CG1139. Gene Ontology annotation, molecular function: amino acid transmembrane transporter activity. Gene Ontology annotation, cellular component: vacuolar membrane. Gene Ontology annotation, biological process: amino acid transmembrane transport. The coding region runs from base 209 to 1657 and encodes 482 amino acids. The transcript is spliced from 9 exons. The record is from RefSeq and is a predicted model, not a curated record. Lineage: Eukaryota; Metazoa; Arthropoda; Insecta; Hymenoptera; Diprionidae.